Messenger RNA from Talaromyces rugulosus, 1173 nucleotides. RefSeq lists its product as uncharacterized. Gene Ontology annotation, cellular component: cytoplasm. The transcript is spliced from 3 exons. Gene Ontology annotation, molecular function: 2-oxoglutarate-dependent dioxygenase activity. Bases 1 to 1173 code for a protein of 390 amino acids. Lineage: Eukaryota; Fungi; Ascomycota; Eurotiomycetes; Eurotiales; Trichocomaceae. The record is from RefSeq and is a predicted model, not a curated record.
AUGGCACCAGCACCAAUCGAUCUCCAAAUCGUCGACGUCGCUGCGCCGACCAAACAUGAAAUCUCUCUACCUCAGCCGGCCAGAGAAAGACUAGAAAAGGCUGGGAUUGACCUGUCGCAGGGCUAUCCAUACAAGCCGGCCCGGCCGCUCUAUCUCGACGACGUCUACAACAUCCGCAACCAGAACCGAGAAUACGUCGACGCGGGCAGUCGCGCAGACCGAGACAAGAAGGCGCUUCUCGGCGCUGCGAAGGAGGUCAUUCAUCUCACCAAGAAUAUCGGCACAGAGAUCGUAGGCCUGCAGCUCAAGGACCUGACCGACCAGCAGAAAGAUGAACUGGCUCUGCUGAUUGCUGAACGAAGCGUUGUCUUUUUCAGAGACCAAGAUCUCACUCCUCAGAAACAGAAAGAACUAGGUGACUAUUAUGGCGAGGUCGAAAUUCACCCCCAAGUCGGCCAUGUGCCAGGCGUACCCGGCAUAACCGUGAUUUGGCCAGCGUUAAAUGCCCUCGACCGACCCGCCAGUUUCCGCAAACCUGGAGGCUCAUCACAGUGGCACACUGACCUUGUCCACGAGCGACAACCGGCCGGUAUCACACACCUGCACAACGACACCGUACCGACCGUUGGCGGCGACACGCUCUGGGCCAGCGGAUAUGCUGCUUAUGAGAAACUAUCUCCUGGAUUCCGCAAGAUUAUUGACGGGAAAACGGCCAUCUAUCGCUCUGCGCACGGCUAUUUAGACCGUAAGAACCCCGAAGCGGGCCCCAAGUACGUCGAGCGUGAGCACCCGUUGGUGCGUACGCAUCCUGCAACAGGCUGGAAGGCGUUGUGGGUUAAUCGCGCGAUGACGGUUCGUAUUGUUGGACUGGACAAAGCCGAAAGCGAUUUGAUCCUGGGGUAUUUGUAUGAUGUGUAUGAGCGUAAUCUGGACAUUCAGGUGCGAUUCAGGUGGACGCCGCGGACCAGUGCGUUGUGGGACAAUAGGAUCACAAUUCAUAAUGCGAGCUGGGACUACGAAGGCACGGAGCCCAGGCAUGGAACCCGAGCGACCUCGCUGGCAGAGAAACCAUUCUUCGAUCCUAAAUCGCCGUCGAGGAGAGAAGCGCUUGGUCUGUUGGGACCUGAUGAGAUUAAAGAACUGCAGGAAUAUGCAGGGAAUUUGCAGCUAUAA